UUGAUUCCAAGGGAUGUCGAGGCAUAGAAUCUUUCUGUAAUUAUUUCUCGUUGACAAGUUUUUAACUCGAAUUAUUUGCUUUGAGCUGCAAAAGACACACGAGCCCACUUAAAUUACAAGUCACUCGUUGGAGAAUAUGCUGUACAUAUUAUGUUUAAGGCUGGCCUUGAGCAAAACCCUUGUGGGGAAGAAUCGUUAUGACGGAUAGGCCGUGACGUUACUUCAAGAAAAGAUCGUAUAUAUGUCCAACAAUGACUGGAGCAUUCUGCCCAUCCGCACCGAGAAACAUGAGAGUACUUUCAUUCUCUUGGCAAGCCUUUAUCUUCCCUCGUUGUCUUGGUCAAUUCGCUCUGGGCCGUAUUAUCGGCGUAGCGCUGAUAGAUUGGAAUAUAUUUAUCUCUCACUCGUGGUACUCACAACACCCUCCAUUUUCUCUACAGCACUCAACCACUUGUUCCAUCUAUCAACCCAUUUAUCACCGUCUGGAAGCUUCAACCCUCCUUUAAAAUGAUCAAACACUCGGGUUCGUACAGCCCACGGAGCAAUAACCAAGUCAAUCAAACUGACUUCUGAGCCAAGUGCGGUCCUGUUGCGUCCAUUUCUUGCGUGAACUGUGCAAGCUGGUGAUGGAAAUCAGACCGGACUUUCUCAAGAUCAGGAUCGGAGGCUGAUUUAGGUUGGUAUUGCAGAAAGCGGUGGAAAGAAGGGAUGAUGCGUGAAGUCGCGGAAUCGAUCCAGAUCCUCACUCGUGCCUUUUCGUAUGGAUCUAGAGGGAAGAGUUUGGGCGUUGAGGAGGGGUAAGCAUCUUCAAGGAAUUCGCAAGAUAACGGUGCUUUCGUAGAGAGGCUUGUUGUCGUAUUCGAGUGUUGGAAUCAGAUCUCGGGGAUUGAGGGAAAGGGGGAUUCAGGCUUGUGGUUAGGGUUUACUUCGAUAUACUGGAAUGGGAUUGUCUUCUCGAGGAACACGAGGAGCCCGCGUUGGACGAAGGGGCAGAA
Messenger RNA from Hyaloscypha bicolor E, 995 nucleotides. RefSeq lists its product as uncharacterized. The record is from RefSeq and is a predicted model, not a curated record. The transcript has a single exon. Lineage: Eukaryota; Fungi; Ascomycota; Leotiomycetes; Helotiales; Hyaloscyphaceae. Bases 242 to 511 code for a protein of 89 amino acids.